UCCGGCCAUGUGGGUCCGCUUCGCCCCCUUGCGCCUGCCCUUCCGGCGGCGCCUGCAAACGGCCGCGGUGCUGCAGUGGGUCUUCUCCUUCUUGGCGCUGGCCCAGUGCUGCCUGGCCCUCUUCGUGGUGCUGCUGCUGGGCGAGGGCUGGGCGCUGGCCGCCCUCUACGCCGCCUGGCUCUACCUCGACUGGGAUACGCCGGCCCGCGGGGGGCGCCGCUCCGCCUGGGUGCGCGGCUGGGCCGUCUGGCGCCACUUCCGCGACUACUUCCCCAUCACGCUGGUGAAGGUGGCGGACUUGGACCCCCGGCGCAACUACCUCUUUGGCUUCCACCCUCACGGCGUGCUGGUGGCCGGCGCCUUCGGGAACUUCUGCACCGAGGCCACUGGCUUCCGCCAGCUCUUCCCGGGCCUCACCCCCCAUCUGCUGAUGCUCCCCUUCUGGUUCAAGGUGCCCUUCUUCCGGGACUACAUCAUGAGCGGCGGGCUCGUGUCUUCGGAGAAGACCAGCGUCUCCUACCUGCUCGGCCAAGAAGAGGGCGGCCAGGUGGCCGUGGUGGCGGUGGGGGGGCCUCCAGAGGCCCUGGAUGCCCGCCCUGGGGCUUUCUCCCUCCAGAUCCUCAGCCGCAAGGGCUUCAUCAAGAUGGCGCUGCAGCACGGAGCGGACCUGGUCCCCGUCUUCUCCUUCGGGGAGAAUGAGCUCUUCAACCAGAUUUCCAACCCAGAGGGCUCCUUCAUCCGCUCGGUGCAGGAGCGACUCCAGAAGGUCAUGGGGCUGGCGCUGCCCCUCUUCCACGCCCGGGGGGUCUUCCAGUACAGCUUUGGGCUCCUGCCUUUCCGGAGACCCAUCCACACUGUGGUGGGGGCCCCAAUCCUCGUGCCCAAGACCCCCAAUCCCUCCCCAGAAGCCAUUGACCAGUUGCACAAGACCUACCUGGAGAAGCUUGUCCAGCUCUUUGAGGACCACAAAGUCCAGUUUGGUGUGCCUGAAAACAAGCAUCUCAACCUGAUCUAGAAGAGAAGAGGAGGAGCUAGGAGGAGCCACACCCUCAGCAGCUGCCCAGACUGAACCUGGAACUGUCAGGCUAAUAGGCCGGGUGGGAGGCGGCCGGGGAAGAAUCCCUGUCACUGGGUGAAUAAGGAGGCCUUCCCGGCAGCAGCAUCUGUUCUGCAGUGGGGGGGGGGGGCGGUGUAGGGCACAGUUCAUCCCCCCACCCUCCCUUCCAGAACUGGGAUCCCGGCAUCUGGGGUACAUUUGGGGAGGGGGGAGUUUGGGCUGUGGGGUUGGGAUUGCAGCACCUCUUUGGGGCAGGUUGGCAGGUCCAGUUGCUGCUGCCUCAGUGGAGGACUUUCAGAUGGGGAGGGCCUCCCGCCUCUCGCUAGAGCCAACCUUUUCAGUGCAAUAAAGUGGGAAACCUUC
Molecule: messenger RNA, 1420 nt
Organism: Heteronotia binoei (common prickly gecko)
Lineage: Eukaryota; Metazoa; Chordata; Lepidosauria; Squamata; Gekkonidae
Product: 2-acylglycerol O-acyltransferase 2-like
Exons: 7
Coding region: 8-1015 (335 amino acids)
Biological process (GO): triglyceride biosynthetic process
Cellular component (GO): endoplasmic reticulum membrane
Molecular function (GO): diacylglycerol O-acyltransferase activity
Source: RefSeq, a predicted model, not a curated record